Molecule: messenger RNA, 1200 nt
Organism: Encephalitozoon hellem ATCC 50504
Lineage: Eukaryota; Fungi; Microsporidia; Unikaryonidae
Exons: 1
Coding region: 1-1200 (399 amino acids)
Molecular function (GO): protein binding
Source: RefSeq, a predicted model, not a curated record
AUGACAGAGGUUACAAGUGCCGAUUAUUCUAAGCAAGGAUACCAUGAAAUACCAAAGAUUGCGUAUGCCACCCCCAUCAAUUGGCUUAUACUCUCUGAUAACAAAAUAAGAGAGGUUCCUGAGAGUAUAAAGGAGCUCAAGACCCUAAGCAGGCUUGCGCUGAAUGACAACAGAAUUGAAGAAAUCCAUCCCGGCAUAGGCUCCCUUGUAGGCCUCACCUGGAUCGAUCUGACUAGAAACAGGCUUAGAACGCUGCCUGACGAAAUGGCAAAUUUGAAGAGGGUUUCCGGGCUCGGGCUAAGCGAAAACAACUUCUCUGAAAUCCCAAAGUGUAUAUUCAAGAUGACAAAUCUCCGGAAGUUCGGCUUUUUUUCAAAUAAGAUCAGGGCCAUUCCAAAAGACAUCAGGUUUCUUAUAAAUUUGAUCAAAAUAGACUUAUCCAACAAUGAGAUUACUUCUCUCCCAGAUGAGUUUUGCGAGCUGAAGAAUUUAAACUGGCUGAAUCUAUCAAAUAACAAGCUCCAAAAGCUUCCUGACGGAAUCAACAAUCUGGUACGGUUAGAGGAGCUUGGGCUUGGAGCAAACAACCUCACCGAACUGCCAGACAUGAGCAAUCUGAAGAAGCUGAGAAUACUUCCGGUCUUCAAAAACCAGCUUACUCGAGUAAACCAAAGUAUAGCCCGCCUCAGCAGUAUUGAAAAGCUAGACUUCAGUGAUAACAAUAUUACAGAAUUUCCCGGGCAUGUAAUAGGCAUCCAGUCGCUAAGAUAUCUGAAUCUGAAAUCAAACAAAAUUUCAAAGAUAGACCCAAGCACAUUCAAAAACCGGAUAUCAUCUGUCUCAAUAAUAGAUGUGAGUGACAACCUCCUCAGCUGCAUUCCUCUGAAGUUUUUUAAGACGUUCUCAAAUGUUACUGUAAUAAGGGUUGGCGAAAACCCCUUUGUCUACCACGAAAGCAGGCCUGCACCUAAUCCAGGCCUGACAGAGCUAUGCUACAACAUAUGCCUAAACAUGCAAUACAAAUGUGAAAGCUGGAUAAGAAAAAGAUAUCCAGACGUAAAAAGCUGCGAUGCUUGUAGCAAACUGUUUACUACACAGCCACAUUUGGGAUAUAGCCUUAGCUCUGUCGGCGAUGGAAGCACCUUUGUUGUCGAGAAGAUGCUAUGCUCCUACAGCUGUUACAGAAAUGAAUAUAAAUAA